This is a messenger RNA of Pisolithus orientalis, 1440 nucleotides long. RefSeq names its product pyridoxal phosphate-dependent transferase. The transcript has 17 exons. Bases 1 to 1440 code for a protein of 479 amino acids. Gene Ontology annotation, molecular function: transaminase activity; pyridoxal phosphate binding. Lineage: Eukaryota; Fungi; Basidiomycota; Agaricomycetes; Boletales; Pisolithaceae. The record is from RefSeq and is a predicted model, not a curated record. Gene Ontology annotation, biological process: biosynthetic process; amino acid metabolic process.
AUGCACCUUCGCUUACCCCGCGUCCCUUCGGUUGCGCAACUUGCUCACCAGGUCCACGACAUCAUGAAGCACUUCAAACAUGAAAAGGAGUCCGAGGCUCAUCAGAUCUUUCGUGAACGAGCCGGUCACAAACCAAAGGGAAUCGUGCCCGACACUGUCAAUCCUGACGAGGAAACCGUACCUGGGAUAGAGCACCCAGGCAGCACUGGUGUCAUAUACUGCUCCGAUCGUGCUAUGGCUAAUGGCUUCAGCUAUCACAAUGCUUCCGAAUGGGCCAAUCUCGGUCAAGGAGCCCCAGAAGUUGGACCGAUCCCAAAUGCCCCCGAUCGCCCAGAGUCCGUUUCGCUGCCUCCUACCACAGGCGUCAGGGCUCUGCGGGAAAUGUACCGUCAGGGAAAAGCUAGUCAAUAUACGUAUGAAAACGUUUGCAUCGUCCCUGGUGGUCGUUCUGGGCUGUCCAGAGUCGCCGCCGUCGUUUCAGAUGUCUACUGUUCAUACCAAAUUCCCGAUUAUACUGCGUAUGACCAAGUCCUUAGUGCAUUCAAGCGUCUCGUUCCCGUACCCACAGCGUGUCAUAAAUACCGCCUCGAUAUCGAGCAGACUAAGAGAGAUAUACAAACUCAAGGCCUUUCCGUCAUCAUCGCAUCGAACCCACGUAACCCUACGGGUCAAGUUAUAGCUGGGAAGGACCUCAAGGAGCUGGUCUCCCUGAGCAGAGAAAGCACGACGCUUAUUCUUGAUGAAUUCUAUUCCUGGUACAUCUACCACGACCACGAUAAGGACGUUGGCAAAUCUGUUUCCUCGGCGGAAUAUAUCGAAGACGUGAACGCAGACUCCGUCGUUAUCAUCGACGGUCUCACUAAGAACUGGCGGCUUCCCGGCUGGCGAGUAUGCUGGGUCAUCGGACCCAAAAAUCUGAUUACUGCCCUGUCGCAGUCUGGUUCAUUCCUGGAUGGCGGCGCUAAUCACCCGUUGCAGCUCGCGGCCAUUCCAAUCCUGGAACCCGCCCGCGUUGCAGCAGAGAAGCUCGCACUUCAAAGACACUUCAAGAUGAAACGUGAUCAUGUUCUCAAGCGCUUGCGUGAGAUGCAUCUCGACGUAGACAUACCUCCUCAAGCUACAUUUUACAUCUGGCUCAAUCUCGAGAAAUUGCCUGCUCCCAUAAACAACGGCUUGACAUUCUUCGAGGAACUCCUCAAGGAGAAGACCAUCGUCAUACCCGGCAUUUUCUUUGAUAUCAACCCUUCGCAUAGGAGAAAUCUCUUUAACUCCCCUUGUCACCACUUUGUCCGUUUGUCAUUCGGGCCUCCUUUGGAGGAACUUGAUAGAGGUCUUGAUGCCAUCGAAAAGGUGGUUAAAAUUGCGCGUAAAGAGGGCACGAAGAGGUUUGGUCAUAGUUACAAGAAGAGUCUCGAUAGCGCUAGUGAUCACCAAGUUUGA